AUUGGCUGAAAAUGUCAAUAUAACGCCCUCUUUUGACGUCUGCCACUUCCGGAUUUCCCAUGCCAAUAACGGAGUUGGAACGCUUUACAGCGAAGUUUGAUUUGGAGGAAAAACAAAGCGAUGUCUGAGCCGGGCGUUCUGACCGAGGUUCCCCCCGCGCUUAAGCGCUUGGCGCAGCAGGUGGUGCGAGGGUUCUACGGCGUGGAGCACUCUCUGGCACUGGACGUUCUGAUCCGGAACCCGUGUGUGCGAGAGGAGGACAUGUUGACCCUGCUUCAGUUUGAGCGUAAACAGCUGCGCUCCGUUCUCAACACCUUGAAGAACGACAAGUUCCUCAAGUGCCGCCUGCGAGUGGAGACCGCCGCCGACGGGAAGACGACUAGACAUAACUACUAUUUCAUCAACUACAGGCUCCUGGUGAACGUGGUGAAGUAUAAACUGGACCACAUGAGGAGGCGUAUUGAGACUGAUGAGAGAGACAACACCAACCGAGCUUCCUUCAGAUGCCCCUGCUGUAUGAGCACCUUCACAGACCUGGAAGCCAACCAGCUAUUCGACCCCAUGACAGGCACGUUCCGCUGUACGUACUGUCAGACGGAGGUGGAGGAGGACGAGGGAGCGGCGCCUAAGAAGGAUGCUCGCACGCUAUUGGCCCGUUUUAACGAGCAGAUUGAGCCGGUGUACGGCCUCCUGCGCCAGACGGACGACAUCAACCUGUCACAUGACCUGCUCGAACCCGAGCCUUGCGAGAUACCCGCCCUCAAGCAGAGUCGUGAGCGUGCGGCAGCAGCAGCGCAGGGUUCUGCACCCCACAGGGAGGCCUGGGCAUCAACAGGUCGCGCCUCUUAUGCAGACCUCUACACACAGCAGGUGGAGAUCAACAUGGAGACGGGGGACGAGGCCCAGCGCCGGUCCGCAUCCGGCUCAGCCUCCGCUACCACGGCAACCGGUGAUGCUGCUGCCAGCGCCAAGCAGAGACCCGUCUGGCUCACACAGAGUACCGUGCAGGGAGCUUACAACGAGUCCGACGCACUCACACACUCAGGUGCUGAUGCGGGGGCGGCCCCUGCGGAUGACGGACAGGCGCGCGGGCUAAUGAGAGACCAGAACGAGGAGGUGAUGCGCGCGCUGCUGAUCCACGAGAAAAGAGCAGGAGGGGCGGCGGCCCCCAACCCCCGGGGACACGCCCCCCACGUGCCUGCGGCCAAUAACAGCGACUCAGACAGUGACACCAGCGAAUCGGAGGACGAGGGACCGGGGCCUGGGGCAGGGUUGGGCGCUGGGGCGGCGGCUUCCUCCUCGCAGCCAAUGGAGGACGAGGAUGAGGAGGAAGAGUUUGAGGAGGUGGGGGAGGAGUCGAUGGUGUAUGUGGGCGGUAAAGCCUACUCCUACAGCGAGGUCAGCCAGAGACCCGAACUGGUGGAGAGGAUGAGCAGUAGUGAGAAGGAGGCUUACAUAGAGAUGGGAAGGAACCUCUAUCAGGACAUGUACUUCUAAACACACACACACACACACACACACACACACACACACACACACACACACACACACACACACACACACACACACACACACACACACACACACACACACACUACAGACUGCCAGAUCCUUGGUCAAGUGCUUUAAUGCAAAUGCACAUUUCUGUUAAGACAACCUCUACACCUCAGUUUCAUGCCAACCCCCCUGUGCUUUUCCCUAGUUUCUUUUUUUUUCCCCAGAUAUGCACA
This is a messenger RNA of Engraulis encrasicolus (European anchovy), 1730 nucleotides long. RefSeq names its product general transcription factor IIE, polypeptide 1, alpha (gene gtf2e1). Gene Ontology annotation, biological process: transcription initiation at RNA polymerase II promoter; transcription open complex formation at RNA polymerase II promoter. The coding region runs from base 121 to 1497 and encodes 458 amino acids. The record is from RefSeq and is a predicted model, not a curated record. The transcript is spliced from 8 exons. Lineage: Eukaryota; Metazoa; Chordata; Actinopteri; Clupeiformes; Engraulidae. Gene Ontology annotation, cellular component: transcription factor TFIIE complex.